This is a messenger RNA of Zingiber officinale, 1175 nucleotides long. RefSeq lists its product as uncharacterized. The transcript is spliced from 6 exons. NCBI's taxonomy places the organism in Eukaryota, Viridiplantae, Streptophyta, Magnoliopsida, Zingiberales, Zingiberaceae. Bases 283 to 825 code for a protein of 180 amino acids. The record is from RefSeq and is a predicted model, not a curated record.
UGACUUAAGGGGCAAGAGAUCUUCUUCUCUAGCUCCAAAUCACGCACGACUCUAAGGUGCGCAACCCUCCGGCUUAAGGCGCACGCGAUCUUCUUCUCCGGCAUUCUUUCCACGAUCCACCGAACAAGCUUAAGCUCAGGAUGAGGUGGGAAGAUAAAUUUCAGAUGAUAACGUGAUUAAUGAUGCAAGCUGCGAAGAAGAUAGUUCAUUCGACGAAGAGGACCUAAUCAAGGGUCUCAAAUUCCAACCAAUAUUGAUGGACGGACUAAAAUAAAUGUGGUUAUGAAUAAAUUUGUCGAAAAUGAAGUUCCUCGUGAAAUUACAAAUGAUAUCAAAGGAGUGAUUAAAGGAGUAUGGCCAACGUGGAAAAAGGUGCCUAGUGAUAUUAAAGAUUUACUUUGGGAAAAUUUUAAGUUGAGAUAUAAUUGGGAUAAUUUUACCGACAGAGAAAUGAAAAAGGUAUGGAAUGAAAAUUCAAGUGAGAGAUACAGGGCAUCCAUUCAUUUGGCUAAGAAAGCAACAUUAUCAUCUGCACAAGAAGAUUUAGGAAGAAAACCAGACAUAUUAGAUAUCAUAGGUAGAGGACCUGAUUGGAUGGAAGCUAAUAUAUGGAAUGACUUGGUUAAAAUUCAUUGGAAUAAACCAGAUCACAAGAUCAAAUGUGAAAUUGCACGGAAGAAUAAAAUGACAGCGAAGGAUGGGUCUACUAUCAAACAUACUGGGAGUUCAAUUUCUUUUGUAGCACACCGUGAGAGAAUGAAAAAAGAUUUGGGACGAGAUGUGGAUGAAUUUGAGGUUUUUGAACGAAUGCAUAAAAGAAAGUAAGGUACUGGAGAGUUUGUGGAUAACAAAUCGGUUGUUAGUGAACAAUAUAAAGAGAGACAAAAUGUUGAUGAUCAGUCUACUCGACCUUCAUUCAAUCUCAAAUCAUGGUGUGAUGUGGUGGGUGAUCCAUGUAAGAGGAGGGUGUACGGAUUUGGACGCAAUCAACAUUUUAGAAGAUCAUGCAUUGGAAGUUCCAAUGAAAUGUGCUCUCAUGAGAAGAACAAUGAAUUAUCUCAAGAAAUUGAAGACAUACGUGCUAUUAGCAAGAGGAUGGAGGAAGAAAUUACUGAAAGCAAAAAUAAAUUGGAACUCAUUAUCAAAGAAAAUAGACAGAGGGAAGAACAACUUAU